AUGGACGUCGAAAUGGUCGCCGACUCGAUCCUCGACUCACCCAAGGGUAGUGAGUACGGCGGCGACGUGAUCCCCGCCGACUCUGCCCUCCCUCCUCACGACGCCCCAGGCCCAAGCUCAACCUUCAUCCCGCCGACCGAGACGUACCUCGACCCCGUCAACCCCCCUCCCUCUCCCCCCCUUCCCCCUUUUGACGAGGACGACGAAGUCGUCGCCCGCCUACCCGUCUACAUCUCCCCUUCCUUGGCCCAGAACCUCGCAAUCUUCCAAUACCCGCUGCAGCACCGCAGCCUCCGCGUUCCCACAUGGGCCGCGGACCGCGGGAAGCGGAUCACCUCCCGUGUCAAAGAGGGGGUCGGGCGGGUCGAAGUCGAGGUGCCGGUCGAUGCUAAUGCGGGGGUUUGGCGGGAUGAGCGGGCGCGCGAGCUCGCGUUCGUUCCGGCCAAUACAGUUAAUGGGGAGGAGGGGAAGAAGAAGAAGGAGAUCCAGUGGGGCGAUAAGAUGCGGCUUCGGAGUGAGGUUGUGCCGACAAAGGAGGGGACGUACUUUAGCGGUAUUGUGCAUGAAGGCGCGCUUCACCUCCACCCUAUUAACCGGAUGCUCCAGUUUCGCACGUCGCUGGCGUAUCUCGACGACUACGAUAACAAGAACCGGCCCCGUGCUGUCGAGGAGGAGGAGAAGAAGAAGGUCGCGCAACGCAAGGACCUGCCCAAGAGCCUGGACGACCCAAACAACGACGGCUCUGGAUCGAUCAAGGACUUCCGGACCAAGAUGUGGAGCAUGCAGGCGCGCGAGGACGAGGAAAAGUGGGUCCCGUACGAGUGGAACGAGGGCGCCGAGAACGAGGCCGUCACUGAGAGCCUCGAGAAUCUCCUCGUCCACCAAGACCGGCGGGGUAUGCUCGACUGCAAGAUGCGCGGGCUCGACUACCUCGACAGGCAUCAUCGUUGA
Cutaneotrichosporon cavernicola is the source of this 951-nucleotide messenger RNA. RefSeq lists its product as uncharacterized. Gene Ontology annotation, biological process: tRNA transcription by RNA polymerase III. Gene Ontology annotation, cellular component: nucleus; RNA polymerase III complex. Bases 1 to 951 code for a protein of 316 amino acids. The transcript is spliced from 3 exons. The record is from RefSeq and is a predicted model, not a curated record. Lineage: Eukaryota; Fungi; Basidiomycota; Tremellomycetes; Trichosporonales; Trichosporonaceae.